AUGAACGAGUGUAUGUAUAAUCAACGAUAAGAAUGAUAUAAUUCCUCGGCUCGAAAAAGCUCUCCUCGUCCUUGUCCUCGUCGCCCCCAAUCCAAUUAAUCGCCUCUCUUCUUCCCCACCAAUAAUUCCGACCACCAUACAAAUUUUACAACCAAAUUUGGACCAAAAACCCUAACCAACUUUCCCUCUCUCUCUCUCUCUCUCUAAAACCCAAUUCCCUCAUUUUCUUCUUUACCUCUCUCCAAUUCCAAUGCGUUUCCCCUGAUAUCAGAGAAGAAGAAUAUUACGAAAAUCUGGGCCUCGGAAAAUGUCAGAAACACCCGAAAAGAAUCCGAGCCAGAAUCCGUUGAUUUCCCCUACGAGCUCCCGCUCCGUAACCGAGACGAUAAACGGCUCGCACCGCUUCGUGAUCCAGGGAUACUCUCUGGCCAAAGGCAUGGGCGUUGGCAAACACAUAGCCAGCGAUGAGUUUACCGUUGGAGGCUAUAAAUGGGCGAUUUACUUUUACCCCGACGGUAAGAAUCCUGAGGAUAAUUCCACUUACGUAUCGGUUUUCAUUGCGUUGGCGAGCGAGGGCACCGACGUCAGGGCGUUGUUUGAGUUGACUCUUGUUGACCAGAGCGGGAAAGGGAAGCAUAAAGUGCAUAGCCAUUUCGAUAGAUCGCUUGAGAGUGGUCCGUACACGCUUAAAUACCGUGGCAGCAUGUGGGGAUAUAAGCGUUUUUUCAGGAGAGCCAUGCUUGAAACUUCAGACUAUCUUAAAGAUGAUUGCUUGAAGAUCAACUGUACCGUUGGGGUCGUAGUUUCUGCCAUCGAUUGUUCAAGAUUACACUCAAUUCAGGUUCCAGAUUCUGAUAUUGGGUCAGAUUUUGGUACGCUGCUGGAAAAUAUGGAAGGUUCUGAUAUUAUUUUUAAUGUGGCUGGGGAGAAAUUUCAUGCCCACAAGUUGGUAUUAGCUGCCCGUUCCUCCAUAUUUCUUUCAGAACUUUUUGAAGGAUUGGACAGUGAUGAGCAAGAGAUUAUGGUACCGGACAUGGAACCUAAAGUUUUUGAGGCGAUGCUGCACUUUAUAUAUAGAGAUGCCUUAGUUGAAGAUGAGCUGGUAGCAUCGAGCUCUUCUUCAUCUCCCUUGAUAACUGACACGUUAACUGCAAAGUUGCUGGCAGCAGCUGAUCGUUAUGAUUUAGCAAGACUGAGACGGGUGUGCGAAUCUCGUCUUUGCAAGUAUAUAUCUGUAAAUUCUGUUGCACAAACACUUGCUUUGGCAGAACGUUUUCAUGCUGCAGAAUUGAAAGCUAUUUGUCUUAGAUUUGCUGCUGAGAACCUAGCAGCUGUUAUGCGCUCAGAUGGCUUUGAAUAUCUUAAAGAAAGUUGCCCAGCUCUGCAGUCCGAGAUUUUGAAGACUGUGGCUGGCUGCGAUGAGGAUUGUAGCAGUGGUAGCAAGUCUCGAAGUGUUUGGGCCCAGCUCUCUGAUGGUGGUGAUACGGGUGGCAGGAGGGUAAGGCAACGGACUUGAUAGGUAACUGAUGCUUGUUCUUCUCUGUAAUGAAUAUCAUGUAACAAAUACCUUCGAAUUGUGUAAAAGGAAGUGUUUCAUAGUUGAAAUUUGACAAAUGAAAGUCGAAAUGCAACGGAAAUUAAUUGCAUUGUUUUAGAUUUUUUGUAAUGUUUUGUGAUUAAGCUCUUUUUCAGUAGAUCCAUCUUAGAUAUGGAAUUCAUCCAUAACAAUUAUGUACCUCAGACGCUGCAAAAUGCCUAAGAUGGAUUGUUUUCAUCUUGUGGAAAAUAUGGUUUGCUUUUGC
Sesamum indicum (sesame) is the source of this 1802-nucleotide messenger RNA. Its product is annotated as BTB/POZ and MATH domain-containing protein 4. Gene Ontology annotation, molecular function: protein binding. The record is from RefSeq and is a predicted model, not a curated record. Lineage: Eukaryota; Viridiplantae; Streptophyta; Magnoliopsida; Lamiales; Pedaliaceae. Gene Ontology annotation, biological process: protein ubiquitination.